AUGUAUACCCCAGGGCUGGCCCUAACCAUGCUAACUGCCUUCGCAGCAGCAGCACCACAACCGCUCUCCACACGAGGCGGCGACGCCGAAACCUUCAAACUCCACGUCUAUAAUAACUGCUCCUUCCCAAAGUCCGUCGCAAUUUACCAAAUCACCUCCGACUUCCAAAUGCUCGAGAAGUCCAAACCCACCAGCCUCAAAGCUAAGACCGGCAAAACCGUCAUCGAAGCACCUUACAAAGCCCUCGGGAUGCGUCUCUCCGGCCACGCUGAGUGGGGAACUGCUGGGCAGUGGAAGACGCAGGCCCUCUUUGAGUUUGGGUAUGGUGAGUAUAUGGGUGCUAAAGGAACGGCGUAUAAUCUUUCAGUGAUGGAGGGUAGUGAUGCUGAUAUUGGGAUUGGGGGCUAUCCCAUUGCCAAUGGCAAGGGGAGUGGAACUUGUACGAGCAAGACUUGCUUCCCUUGGGACUGUCCGCUCGAUCAAGGCUGGACGAAUCCUGAUCAGACUGAGGAUGGCAGUCCGGCUGAUACGGUUUGUUAUCAUGGGAAGACGGAUUUCAAGGUAGUGUUUUGCCCUUGA
Fulvia fulva is the source of this 579-nucleotide messenger RNA. RefSeq lists its product as uncharacterized. The coding region runs from base 1 to 579 and encodes 192 amino acids. The record is from RefSeq and is a predicted model, not a curated record. NCBI's taxonomy places the organism in Eukaryota, Fungi, Ascomycota, Dothideomycetes, Mycosphaerellales, Mycosphaerellaceae. The transcript has a single exon.